Dentiscutata erythropus is the source of this 246-nucleotide messenger RNA. The record is from the annotation of a GenBank genome assembly. Lineage: Eukaryota; Fungi; Glomeromycota; Glomeromycetes; Diversisporales; Gigasporaceae.
UCAUACCAAUGGGAAAUCGAAUCUAUAUGCCCUAUGAUAUACGAAGAAGCAAAAGGAUGGGCAUUAGAAUUAGAAGAAAUUGAUGUUGAAAGUAAAGAAAUCAUUGGAUUAAAUGUUGAUAAGGCUGAUGACAAUGAUUUGGAUGGAGGCUAUAAGGCGCUCAAUGAUAUAAUAAAUGAAUAUUCCAGUAAUAGUGAGAACCAGAAAUGUGGAAUAAAUGAAAAUUGUCAAAAUAAACCUAAUAAA